This is a messenger RNA of Lactuca virosa, 672 nucleotides long. The record is from the annotation of a GenBank genome assembly. NCBI's taxonomy places the organism in Eukaryota, Viridiplantae, Streptophyta, Magnoliopsida, Asterales, Asteraceae.
AUGGCGGAAACUUCUUACUUUCAACAUUUCCCGACUACCGAUUACUCACCAGAAUCAUCCUACUCAUGGGACGAGCUCCUCUUCCACCACAAUUCACUCCCCUUCAAUCUCAACGACACCGAAGACAUGCUUCUUUUUGAUAUGCUGGCGGCCAACGGCGGCGCAUCUAUUGCUGAUCAAUCGUCGGAAUCCAAUUCCUCCAGCGCCGGCGUUGUCAAAGAAGAAGAAGUAACAUCGGAGUCCAAACCAGAUAAACCCCAGAAAGAAAAGUCAUACAGAGGCGUGAGACGACGGCCAUGGGGGAAGUUUGCGGCGGAGAUAAGGGACUCCACUAGGCACGGUGUGCGGGUUUGGCUAGGAACGUUUGAUAGCGCGGAGGCCGCCGCCAUGGCGUAUGAUCAAGCCGCAUUUUCCAUGAGAGGGACGGCGGCGAUUUUGAAUUUUCCGGUGGACAGAGUGAAGGAAUCAUUACAAGAAAUGAAAUAUGGGUUUGAAGAAGGGUGUUCGCCGGUAAUGGCCCUCAAGAAACGUCACUCCCUGCGAAAAAAACCGGUGAGUAGAAAAAUCAAACAAGUCGUUGAACAAAACACGGUGGUUUUUGAGGAUUUGGGGGCAGAUUAUCUUGAACAACUAUUAACUUCGUCGGAAAAUAGCACGACGAUUUCUUGGUAA